Molecule: messenger RNA, 1259 nt
Organism: Cyprinodon variegatus (sheepshead minnow)
Lineage: Eukaryota; Metazoa; Chordata; Actinopteri; Cyprinodontiformes; Cyprinodontidae
Gene: cript
Product: cysteine-rich PDZ-binding protein
Exons: 5
Coding region: 130-435 (101 amino acids)
Biological process (GO): cytoplasmic microtubule organization
Cellular component (GO): dendrite
Molecular function (GO): PDZ domain binding; microtubule binding
Source: RefSeq, a predicted model, not a curated record
CCUACCAUAAUAUGUAGGGCGAAGAAGAAGACCGUGGCGUCACCGCAGCACCGGAAGUUUUUGUUAGCAGAGGAAGAUAAAAGCUACCAAGAGUUUUCUUUCUGUAUUUACAGUUAAUAAAUCGGAGACAUGGUUUGUGAAAAAUGUGAGAAGAAGCUUGGCAGAGUGAUCACUCCGGACACCUGGAAGGAUGGAGCCCGGAACACAACAGAAAGUGGAGGGCGCAAGUUAAAUGAAAACAAGAUGCUGACAUCUAAAAAAGCCAGGUUUGACCCUUACAGCAAGACGGGCUUUGCUAUCUGCAGGAUCUGCAAGAGCUCAGUUCAUCAGCCUGGAUCUCACUACUGCCAGGGCUGCGCUUACAAGAAAGGAAUCUGUGCGAUGUGUGGAAAGAAGGUUCUGGAAACCAAGAACUACAAGCAGACGUCAGUGUGAUGCGUUGCUGGUUUGCAUGAGUGCAGGAAGAGAAAAAAUAGACUGAGAAAGAGGCAUCAGAAGUGACACAGUUCUCUUUAUUUCGGAUUAUUGUAUCACAUCACUGGAAAUGUCCCAUUCACAAGCAGACAGCGCCAGCUCCAACCAGAUCACCUGACUCUAAAAUAACGGAUGCUGAAGGUUUUUGUCCGAUUUGUAAAUCCAGCACCUAAACUAACCUUUCUUCCUUUUUUAGUUUUAUGUGCAUGUAAUAUAUUGUGUUAAACUUGAGUGAAAUAAAGUUGCCAGUUUGGCAAAAUGGUUUGUUUCCCUCCAGCCAUAACGGAGUAUAAUUUUAGCCUCUUACGCAAGCAAAGACAAAUUUCCUCUUUGUGUCGUAAUAAUUGGUUUACUCUGAUAUAAUCAUAUUUUGAAACUGCCUGCCUCACUGUCAGCUGUGACCCUUCUCAAUCCCCAACAUGGAGGUUGUAGUUCAUAGCGUUCCCUCUUUGAUAUUUAAAGGGCUAACUCUGCCUCAGGCCUAUGAAUACAUGGACACACUAAUAUUUUAAUGUUUCAAGGUUUGUCAUGUAUUUACAAGCAUGGUCAAGGCUCUACCGAAGAUGGGUAAUAUAAUGUACAGUGUAGCAAUGUGUGAUUAAUGUUACUAAAACAUUUAAGCUCAUUUGCAACAACAAGGUUUCUACACGGUAGUGAAUUGAAUUAACUCACAUCAAGAUAAUUAAAAGGUAGUAAAAUUUGACAGUAAAUUUUUUUAUUACCCCUUCACUAUAUUCUGACUUUUCCACUGAUGCUGACUUGUUACAAGUUAAUUUAACAAAACA